UAAAUCGAAUUAUCGUGCUAACAACACAAUCCGUUAGUACGUAAUGUAAUAACAAGGCCGUGUUAGCACCCUGAUUUAUUGGUGGCGUUACUUAUACAGCUCACGAGGCACAAGAGAGGCCAAAAAUGUGCUGACGGGCCCACAUGUCUAUUUUUGGCCCAAUAAAGAUUUAGCGGGCUUAGCUGUCUAAUGGCUGGCUGCCUUCUUCCCACGGUCCCAACAAAUUAUGCUGAUUACGAUGGGAUCGAUACUGUCUGCACCCAUUCUUUUUGGGGUUAGGUCGAUGAUAAUUGUACUUAAGCUUAAUUAAUCAAAUUGCUAAUUGUCUCCUAAUACUUUCCAAUUCCAACUACUCCAACCCAAAUUCCACCACAUUCUCAUUACUUCAUUGGGGGUUGGAUACUUAGGAUUCUGUUCUCCCAACCUCAGUUAAACAAACUUAUUAAUUAACGUACAUGUCUUGCUACUAAUCUUCCAUUCACAUGGCAUAUAUCUUCCUGCAUAUGUAUAAGAGUUAAAAGACCAUCAUCAAGAUUCAAGUGAGAGAGAAAACAAAACUAGAUACAUUAUUUUAUGGAGGAUGGUAUAUUGCUAUAUUAGAAUGGUUAGUUCGCUUAACCGGUUGUGUGGUAUUCGUCGUCAAUAGAUCGAUAUUCUUCUACUUUUUUGUGUGUGUAAUAAUAUGAUUUACAAGUUCGUGCCUAUAUCUGAUUAUUGAUAUUGCAAUGGUUUUUGUUUGGGAAAGAAGAGCUUCAUUUUUGUUUAGUGUGGUUGUCACCGUAACCCCCCCCAUCCCCCCAAAUAUAGACAAUACGAUUUAGUUACUUACAAUCGGAGGAUCCUACUUCUUUUCUUAUCCAAAAAAAUUGUCUGUAAACAAAUUCAAUUUAAACCUGCUUCUUGUUUUUUUAUUUUUGAUUAAAUAACACUCGAUAGAGAUUAAUUGCUUUCAAUGAAAAAUCUAAAAUCAGAUGUAAAAAAAAAACUAUCGUAUCACAUAAAAGAACAUAAGUAUUUAGUAUUGACAUCAAAUCAAAAUCGUAUCACAUGUAGGUAAAAGGCCCGCAUCAUGGAUUAUGAUAAUGCAAAUACCACCACAUGCACCUAAUUACCACAAUCAAUGAGUUAGAUUAGUGACUAAACAUGAAUUAUUGCCCACCCUAAUCUCAAAUCAAUAAGAAAGAAAAGUCAGCCAAACCAAAUUAAAAAGAAAACGGCCACCUUCGCCAUGGGAGCAUGUGCCCCACUCACCGUCACCAUCAUCUUCUGCUGUCUUUCCUUUCCUUCUCUCUCACUCUCUCUUUCUUUCUUUCUUUUUCAACUCCUUCCUCACUCUCUCAUCGCCUCCAUCCAUUCAAGCCAGUUCAUCUUCAGCUCAGCAGAGAACAAAAUUCCACACAUCCCCCAACCAACGAUCACACUCUCCUUCUUCUCACCCCACGUUCCUUUUUCCUCUUCCCCCUCCCAUAAAGCUCAUCUCUUUCUCUCCCAUCCAUUCUUCUUUACUUGUGAAUCAAUCAAUAGUAUGCCGCUCUGAAGAAUCCCCUGUUUUUUUUGUUCUUUCUCCUUUCCCUCCCCUGUUUUAGUUUCGGUUCGAGGCAGAGGAACGGUUUGGAAUUUGGAUUAUUCUUCCUCCCCCAACAUCGCCGAUGGAUUCCUCUGUGCUUCUGGACUAUGCUCUCUUCCAGCUCACACCGACUCGAACCAGAUGUGAUCUGAUCGUGUUUUAUGGGGGGAAGCCUGAGAAAUUGGCUUCUGGGCUUUGCGAGCCUUUUGUUGCUCAUCUCAAAUUUGCGAAAGAUGAGUUUGCGAAAGGUGGGUACUCCAUCAAGCUCUGCCCUCCUUCACGGUUUGCACCGUGGUUCACCAAAUCCACUUUCCAGAGAUUCGUGCGGUUCAUUAGUACCCCUGCAGUGCUGGAGAGGUUUGUUAAGUUAGAGAGCGAAAUUCUGCAGAUUGACGAGAGUUCAGCACAAGCCAACGAAUCACUCUGUCAAAAUGGCGAACCAGAUGAAGGAAAAGGAAAGAAAAGAAAUGAGGAAUCCCCUGCUCCUCCCCCUCAGGAGAAUUCCAAAGUUCAAUUCCAGCGGCUUCUCGAGACCCGGAAAUCGAUGCUUCGACGAGAGCAAGCCAUGGCGUAUGCCCGAGGGCUUGUGGCAGGGUUCGAGCCCGAUAGGCUAGACGAUUUGAUUUCCUUUGCGGAUGCAUUUGGAGCUUCGCGGCUAAGGCAGGCUUGUGUCAACUUCAAGGAUUUGUGCAAGAAGAAGAAUGGAGAUGGUCUCUGGAUGAAGGAAUUGGCUGCAAUGGAGGCUUACUCGCCAGCUGAACUUGCGUUCUCACCGGCUUCAGGGAUUAUGCUGACUAAUGAAGCCCUGGAUGGAUCAAUGGCCGCCGAUUCAUCUCCUGCUCGACAAUCGAGUUUGGACAGCCAAAAAGAUGAAACUACCAAUGCAAAAGCUCAAAUGGGAAUGCCAUGGCCGAAUCAGAUGAUGCCUCCUUACAUGUACAAUUUCCAGCACCUGAAUCAUCCAUAUCAAGGCUACCCAUAUCCUCCUAUGCAGCCUUUCCCUCCUCAGUAUGCUAUGAAUAUGCAAUCCCCUCCAACGAGCCGGAGAAAAUCAAGCCCAGGCAAGCAUCACAGCAGGAAAGGAAGAAGUUAUUCAACUGAAGAGAGUGAGGAGGAGGAGGACGAAUCCAGCGGUUCUGAAUCCAUCAGAAGCGAUUCAGAAUCCGAAGUUCGGUCAGACAAGAAGCAGCAGCAGCCUUCUUCUCCCGGAGAUGAUGCUCCAGUCAAGAAGAAGCACCACAGGAGGAAGUCAUCGUCCAAAACAGUCGUCAUCAGAAAUAUCAACUACAUCACAUCCAAGAAAAGGAAUGGAGCCUCGGAUGAUUCGUUUUCGGGCGAAGAUGAAGGAAAGCUUGUGAACCAAGUGGUGGAAUCAUUGGAAAAGAAGAUGAACUCGUCAAAGAACGACAACUGGGAUGCUUUCCAGAAUCUCCUGAUGCGAGAUGAGGAGGAGCCACAGCAGCAGACGGUUGUAUUAGCCAUCACUGGACCAGAAUGCCCUGCCACAGAUUUGGAAUCAUCAGAGAAACUACCAAAGCAGAGGAUUCCUGCAGGGGAUUCAUUUCUCAUGGCGAAAUCGGAUGAGCCACGGGGAGAGAGAGCUGGCCUAGAAGAGGAUUUCAUGGUGGGGAACCAACAACGAUCAAUCGUGAAGAAGAGAAUGGAUUCUGCAGACCAAGAUUUGGUCAUUUCGCGGGGAGUGUACGAAUCAGGAACAGGACUAAUAACUGAUGAAAAUCUAUCUUCAUCCACGGUGAAGCCUGGAAAGAGAGGAGGUGAAGACUGGUUUGUAAUCAAAGGUGCAUCAGUUAACAAUGAAGCAAUGCUCAAUGGAGAUUACCUGCAACUGGAAAGCAGCAACUCUGGUAAAAGAGAAAGUUCCGAGAGGGACAGAUUGGCUGUUGAUGAUUCCUUCAUGUUAGAAGCUCGACCACUGGAAGUUGCUUCUCAUCAGUACGACGAGUCUUCAUGGAGAACCGACAUAGCCAUGUCUGCGGAUUUGACAGCACUGUCUUCCCCACUGGAAAAUGGAGAUAAGAAAGAGAUGAGAAGCUCGAUUGACGACCUUUGCAUGGUGGUGGAAAGGGAAGCUGCUUGGUGUGCAGAUCAAAGCAUGGACUUAUCAUUCAUGGAAGCAACUAGUACCACCAGGAAAUCAACUAGCGAUAAUCCCAUCAAGGAAGAGAAUCAAACGAAUUCGACAAAGUCAGAUACCAAGAACAAGAAGAACACAACGGCGAGAGUUCCUGGAAGAGCGAGAACGGGGACGAUCAACUCAAUCACGAAGAGAACAACUCCGCUGCAGAGUCGGCCAUUGACUCAGAAGAGCAAGCUUGAGAGAGAGGAAGAGGCGAGGAAGAAGAUCGAGGAACUAGCACUCCAGCGGCAGAAGAGAAUUGCGGAAAGAACAGCAGCAGCAGUAGCUAGUUCAACCCGAAAACAGAUCCCGAAUAGAAGAUCGUGAAAGAAAAUCUUCCUACCAAGCAUAUAGCUAAAAUUCAUCAAGAACAUUCAGUGUUUCGUAUUCAUUUGUAUAUUCAAUCUAUAUAUUCCAAGCUAUCAAGAAAGAAAGAUUGCUAAUAAUAUGAAAACCUGCGA
This is a messenger RNA of Linum trigynum, 4165 nucleotides long. The record is from the annotation of a GenBank genome assembly. Lineage: Eukaryota; Viridiplantae; Streptophyta; Magnoliopsida; Malpighiales; Linaceae.